UCAUUAUUAUAUCGUUUCAUUAAAAAACAAAAUAUUCAGUAGCGUCAUUUGUAAUACACACAAAAAACAUUUAUUUCCCAAUCAGAAAAUUAUGUGAAGAUUCGUUCAUUAUUAAGUAAACUCAUCAAUUUGCCCAAUGCAAAUUAUCAUUUGCUCAAUGAAAAUAUGAGUCAAUAAAUAUAGCAAUAAAACGAGUGCAACAUUUUCUUUCAAAACAUAUGAUUCGUGUCGUAUGUGCUGUUAUUACAAAGUCUUUGUGUUAUUAUUUCGAUUUAUGUAUUUACAGUAAAAUGGCAAAUUUUACAACAGACGGUAAAAUAUGCAUAGAGCGAGAGUUGGAAAUCACCCAGGGCAAAAAGGACUUCGAUGAUUUAGUGUCUCGAUUCGAUAUAAUUGAAAGUUGUAAAUGGAUCACAGAGAAUAACUUUGAGAAGGUAUGCCUUCAAUUUCCUGAUGAAUUACUUCCUGUGAGUGCUAAAAUUUACGAAGAAAUUAAAAAGAGAAUUGAUGUUGACUUAUACAUUCUUGGAGAUACGUCUUAUGCCAGUUGCUGUGUGGACACGGUAGCAGCCAUGCACGUACAAGGCAAUGCUGUCAUCCACUAUGGGCACAGCUGCUUCUCCAAGACUAAUAUACCGGUCUUCACAGUAUUGUCUAAGAAGGAGCUGGUCGUAAAGGCUACAAUAACAAAGAUACAUCACCAAUUUAACUCUGAUGAGAAUGUCAAAUUAUGCCUUUUCUAUGACCCCGAUUAUGAACACUGUAAAGAUGAACUAGCAAAGUGGUGGUUCCAGAAAUACCAGCAGAGCUACAUUGCUGUUGUAUCAAUAGAAGAGAAACCAGGCAGGUUUUUGGGCAGACUGGUGAAAGACAAGGAUGGAGAGAGCCAUUCAGUGGAGGUGCUCAAAGAUUGUAUUUGUAUCCACAUCGGAACUAGGGGGCAGACAGUCUUCAACUACACAGUCUCUAUUGCAGCAAGAGAAUGGUACCUUCAUGAUCCAGACACAGACAUGAUGGAACGCAUGGAAGAGACGCCGUGGUUCAAACGCCGUAGGUUUCUGGUUGAGAAGUGUAAGGAUGCCAACACUGUGGGCAUCUUGGUGUGUAAACUCGCAGGGGACCAGACCAAAGAUAUCAUCAGCAGGAUGAAACAACUGUGCAGGGUCAAUGGGAAGAAGAGCUAUAUUGUUUCAGUUGGAAAACCUAAUGUGGCUAAGUUAGCUAAUUUUCCGGAGAUUGAUAUCUAUGUAAUGAUUGCGUGUCCAGAGAAUGACUUAUACGGCAACAGAGAUUUCUACAGGCCUCUAGUCUACCCAUUUGAGCUGGAGGUUGCUCUCAAUUCCAAUAGAGAACCUUAUUUCACACAGCAUGUUACAGAUUAUGAUGAAUUGUUACCAGGUAGAAGAUAUUACUGUGAUAUAGAACAAGUUAAAGAAGGCACAGAUGUCAGUCUUAUCACUGGCAAAAUACGAGAAACUAAAGUUAAUCCCACAGAGGAUCAAAGUAUGGAGUUAGCUGAGAAGCAAAACUGGGCUUUGGAAAAUAUCGGACAUAACCUUCAGGACAGAUCUUGGAAAGGUCUAGAACAAAAACUAGGGGAGACCGAAGCGAAACAGGCAGAGGAAGGCCGCAAAGGAAUACCUUUACAAUACAGUAAUGAACCAGAGUGAAUAAUUUAAAUUUUAUUUCAUAUUUACAGUUUUUUUUGGGUUACACUGGUACAAAGCUUCAUGUUGUACUGGAGUAAGACAUCAAUUUUACACAAUUGAGUAUGUAUAUAUUAUAACUAGUAUUUGUAUGUAGCUUGUAGAAUUCUAAAUGGGUAUUAAAAUGUCUAAAAAGAAAAUGUAAAAUAAAAUUGUUAUUUAAUGCCAUCAUUUCUCACACAAGUAAAAUUGGAUUCACAACAUCAAUCAACUACGUACAUAAAAGAUUUUUAAUUUCCAUUCUUUGAAA
Pectinophora gossypiella (pink bollworm) is the source of this 1956-nucleotide messenger RNA. RefSeq names its product 2-(3-amino-3-carboxypropyl)histidine synthase subunit 2 (gene Dph2). Lineage: Eukaryota; Metazoa; Arthropoda; Insecta; Lepidoptera; Gelechiidae. Gene Ontology annotation, molecular function: 2-(3-amino-3-carboxypropyl)histidine synthase activity. The transcript has 6 exons. Gene Ontology annotation, biological process: protein histidyl modification to diphthamide. Bases 219 to 1670 code for a protein of 483 amino acids. The record is from RefSeq and is a predicted model, not a curated record.